GUUUGCACCAAUAUAAAUGGGACGCCAAAAUGUACUACUUUUAUUAUCUUCCAUUCUCCGUCAAUAAACCUGCCGAGUUAAAAAAAAUGGAAAUCAAAACACUUUUAACUGGGGCAUUUCUACUUCUCGGGAUGAGUUGCAUUACAAACGGAAUUUCGUCCCCCAACUUUAUCACCGAUGAAGAAUUCAAACAAGCCGAGCUCCUUAGUAGCAGCAAACCCUUUACGAAUGACACACCACCCUUAAUACUGCCACCGCAGGACACCGCGAGAUUUCAAACUAGGGCUGUUGGGAUGAGAAUAUGGACCAACGCUCAGGUCCCUUAUAUGCUAGACGCCAAGUUUACAGCAGACAUGCGCGUCCGGGUUGCCGAAGCGAUAAACAACUUUCACAAGAACACCUGCAUCCGCUUUGUUCCGAAGCAGAAUCGUCACACGUCUUGGGUUAAAAUCUUGUAUGACGACAAUGUCUGCGGCUUGGCGCACAUGUGUAUGAAUAAUGGCGCCCAAUUUGCUAAGUUUGGGGGAGGCUGUGUCACGAGUGGCGUUAUGACGCACGAAUUAGGUCACACCCUCUGUCUCGGACACGAGCAGACACGGCAAGAUCGAGAUAAUUGGAUUGGAUUCGACACUUCGAAAUGCAGCCCGCCAGGAAAGGACGAUUUACCAUUUGGUCUGCACAAGCUCUACGAUUACGUCAGUAUUGAACAUUACGAAGGGGAAUGUUACAACGGCUGCUAUUUACCGAAGCAACCAGGCGUUACCAAGUGUGGGAGUGGGGGUUCGCUUUCCGUCCUGGAUAUCGAACUGUUAAAUGAAAUGUAUGGCUGUAAUUCUGAUUGCCUCGGUUACCGUUUCGUGAACAGAAACUCCUUGACCAGUUCGUCCAAUAUGGUGCUAAUUGGUUGGGAGGCGGAUGGCACGCCUUUAUACAACUGUCGUGUCUACCAUCAAGGGGACAUUAUUCCUGGAAAGUAUCAUACUGCGUCUAAAAACUGCGACAUCGUCUGGGGCGGGAGAGAGUAUGCGAAGGGAGGAUCUGACCAAAUCGAAGUUUUGACCAAUCCUCACUCCAAUGCGCUGAGGUGGGUGAGAUCUGACACUCUUCCCGCGGGGGCGAUCCGUGGAGGAAGAACGGCUUCAAGGGAAACGCUCUAUGUGGUCAGUUGUCUAAACAAUAAUAGAAACUGGAUGCCUGGCUCGUACCAUGUAAGCGGGGGCGGGUAUUAUGGUUUUGGCGGGAGUGAGUUUAAAUGUAAAAGUGGUGACAUGGAGUUUCUUGUAUGCACUUAAUAUUAAUAAUACAUAGUAUGAUUUACAUACGAAAAAAUCGUAAUUAACGGAAUCAUUUGACGUAAUCUUAUAAAUGAGGGGAUCAUUAUAAAAUAUAUAAUCUUGGUAGAAAAAUGUAUUACGUGUAAUAAAAUCAGUUCAAUUUUACAAUA
Messenger RNA from Folsomia candida, 1444 nucleotides. Its product is annotated as zinc metalloproteinase nas-7. Bases 30 to 1292 code for a protein of 420 amino acids. The record is from RefSeq and is a predicted model, not a curated record. Gene Ontology annotation, biological process: proteolysis. Gene Ontology annotation, molecular function: zinc ion binding; metalloendopeptidase activity. Lineage: Eukaryota; Metazoa; Arthropoda; Collembola; Entomobryomorpha; Isotomidae. The transcript is spliced from 5 exons.